AUGUUUAAACGUGCGUUAAAUACCUUUAACAAGACUGCGUUGGAUAACACGUUCAGUUCCCCUCCCGUGGUGGUGACCCAUAGCGACCUCCCUUCCCUCGCCACCAUCACCGCCGCCACUACCUCAUCCCACAUGAAGCUGCGGCAUCUCAAGAUCCCGUUCUUUCUCGCUGUAGUCGUUAGUUUGUGCUGCUGGGCCGCCCUCGUCUUCUCCUUCACGUCGACGUCGUCCACAACACCCACCGGCGGAGGACUUCGAGCGUCUGCGAACAAAUACCUCGAUGGCAUUCUCAAUCGGCAGCCCCUCGAACUUACCCCCACCAUGCGACAACCAAACAAUCAGCUCCUUCCCGUGAAACUCCCGCCGUGGCGGCAAAAUUUGUCGAUGACCAACCCCGCAGACGACUUUGAGUGCCUCGGAUGGCGCCAAACGGGCGAGUGCGACCCCGACGGUCCGCGGGAGCCGAACGAGGACAAAGGAUGCGACAAAGUCAUCACGGCAGGCAACUCUGGCUACUGUGAGGCGCGACACAAGGCCACUGGGACCGUCGUCCGCGCCUUUGUCAGUUCCUGCAUUGGCAUGAAGGGCGGGUCCCAGUUCGCGUGCAACCAGACGGGCGACUUUUUUGCCUAUGCGGACCUCCCGUCAAGAUACCGCGUCCGACAGCGCACGCCGCCGAUUUCCAAGGCCGAGCAAGGGGCGGACCUGACUCGAGGCAUUGUCAUGGCUGUCUACCCCAAGGUCAUGAAGGGUGUCUACGCAGCGAUCCAUCGACUUCGCGACACCGGAUGCAAGCUUCCCGUGGAACUCUGGUACCGCCGCGACGAAAUGAACACGUCGCAUCCCAUCAUCUCGACUCUUCUCGCCGAGGGCGGCAUCUAUGCGCGGGAGAUCGUCCAGCCAGAUGCCACGCAUUUCUACGUCAAGCCAUACGCGCUGUACCAUAGUGCGUUCACCCAAGUGCUAUUGCUGGACUGCGAUAACUUUGUGACUGUGGACCCAACGUACUUGUUUGGGAUGCCAGAGUUCACCGAAGUGGGGGCAAUGUUCUGGCCAGACUUUUGGCGCAUGAAGAAGACCAUCUUCAACAUCCACAACACUAGCGUGCUGUGGGACAUGCUCGGCGUCUCCUUCGUCGACAUGAUGGAGCAAGAGUCUGGUCAGGUGCUCGUGGACAAAUCGAAAUCCAAGGAUGCGCUGCGCACGCUCAUGUUUUACGCGUUCCACCACCCCCGCCUCAUCGAGACCCUCGACAUGGCGUGGGGCGAUAAGGACCUAUUCCGGUUCGCUUGGAUGAAGUCUCAGACGCCGUUCCAUAUGAUCCAGAAACCCCCUGGCAGCGCCGGCGUCAAGCAUCACACGUACGAUCCUUUCUCGGCCAAAAUAUAUUUGGAUAUUUGUAUAUUGCCAAAUCCAUAAUCGAGAACGAGUGUAUAUGUUUUAUAUAAAUUGACCUGUUUCAUACUAUUAUCAGGCAUACACUAAUUCGAUGUUGAAUGGUCGAAACGAAUUCUUUGAUUGGCCACUUGAAUAGUGUUGUGGGUUUGGAUUGGUCGAUCGAUAUUGUAUUCGAUUGAGCACAGCACACCAAUUUCGAAUCGACUUGACAAUCUUUAUAUCUUUUAUAUACAUACCCCUGUGGAUGAUUCAAUCGAACCGUUUCCACUAUGAUGGACGAUCCGUUUAGGUACAAUUUGUUUUGCGGACACACGAUGGUGCAGCACGACCCCCAUGGCAAAAUUGUGUUUUUCCACCGCAACACGUACAAGCUGACGGGGUAUGCCGACGCCCCGCGCAUUUGGGACCACGUGCAACAGUACAAGAAGCCCACCGUGGACGACAACUACGACGUCCGCGGGGCCAACGGCGGCGAAGUAUUUCCCACGUUUAAGCGGUGCUUCGGGCGGGACACGGCGUACGAGGAGCUGUUCGACCUGACUCCGCUGGUGGACUUCCCCUUUGGCAACAUGGAGGAGUCCAUCCUCCGCUACGCGCAUGACGCGUGGCUGCUGGAGCCGACGACGGAACCCCCCGCGACCACGGAACCCCCCGCGACCACGGACGCCUAAGAACAUCCUAAUUUUUAUAUAGAGCCUCGCUCCGACUGCGUUGCCAGUCGAGGGUUCGCGCGGUGUUGAAAUGGUCUAGGUUGUAGUGACGAGGUUACAGAAUACUAUUAAUAGUAUUAGUUAUAUCUGUCAACCAUUAAUAUCAUGUUAUACCGUACAGUUGGAC
Messenger RNA from Aphanomyces astaci, 2235 nucleotides. RefSeq lists its product as hypothetical. The record is from RefSeq and is a predicted model, not a curated record. Lineage: Eukaryota; Oomycota; Saprolegniomycetes; Saprolegniales; Verrucalvaceae. Gene Ontology annotation, molecular function: alpha-1,2-mannosyltransferase activity. The transcript is spliced from 8 exons. Gene Ontology annotation, cellular component: Golgi apparatus. Gene Ontology annotation, biological process: mannan biosynthetic process. The coding region runs from base 1 to 1419 and encodes 472 amino acids.